This is a messenger RNA of Purpureocillium lilacinum, 1206 nucleotides long. RefSeq lists its product as uncharacterized. The record is from RefSeq and is a predicted model, not a curated record. NCBI's taxonomy places the organism in Eukaryota, Fungi, Ascomycota, Sordariomycetes, Hypocreales, Ophiocordycipitaceae.
AUGAGCGCCGCCUCGGGAUUUGCCGCGGAAGCGUUCGCCUUGCUGGGUGUGAGCCUGGCGGGCACGGCGCUGCGAGUGGGCGUCCGCGUCUUGGCUGCUGAGGGCCGUGGAUGGAAAGGCUUGUUAGUGGACGACUGGCUGGUAGUGGUGGCUUCGGUGCUAUAUAUCGCUGACACGACACUCGCGUAUGUGGGUGAGAGCGUGGCUCAUGGCUUGACCAAUAGCUUCAUGCCCGAGAGCGGUGCUGCACAAGCGCCCGGGGAGAGCAGCGCCAGAGUCUUGGGGUCCAAGCUGUACCUCGCCAGCUGGAUCACUUACUCCCUCGUCACAUGGACGCUCAAGGCCGCCAUCUGCACUCUGUUCCUGCGCCUCGCCAACCACCAUCACCGCGGAUAUCGCAUCCCCGCAUUCAUCGGCCUCGGCGCCCUGGCCGGUACCUUUCUCGCCGCGACCCUAAACCUCUUGCUCAGCUGCCGGCCGCUCCCGCGCAUGUGGCAAGUCGAGCCAUCCGCUCCAGAGCCCGUGUGCCGGCCGGCCAGCUCGCCAGCACUCGUGUGGAUGUAUGCAGGCUUCGGACUGGCAGCAUAUGUGUACCUGGCGGCCCUGCCGGUGCCGAUGCUUGCAAAGACGGUGCUCCCGGCGUGGCAGCGUGCGUUGACGGCGACGCUCAUGGCCUGCGGGCUGGUAGCUGCAGCCGCCGCCUCGUUGCGAGCCGUGGCAGUUUCGUCUCACCACGACGUGGAGCUGUCGCGACGGUGGGCGCUGCGGGAGGAAUUCAUCGCGCUGUUGACUGUCAACCUCGCCUGCAUUCUCCCGACACUGAUCCAACUCGUCUUCAUACCCCUGAACCCCCAGCACCAGCAGAACACGCACAAGCAAUGGGCGCUGCAAAGGCAAGUCUCCGGAAAAGACGCAUCCUGGGCGGCCGGUACCGACGACGAGAGCCAAAACACAUGCGUCGGCACAGUCUAUGUCAUCGACGUGAGCGAAAAGGUUGAGACUGAGGUGGAGGUAGUUGCUGCCGCUGAGAGCGAGCCUCAAAUACAGCGGCGGGUCGAAGUGUGUGUCGUGGCGGAGCAGGACGAGUGCAAGCCCACGAGCGGCAACUACACGGGCGUCUGGUCGGGAGCCGAGGGGAAGGCGCUGCAAACGAGGAGUAGGUUCUUUGGAGACCAUAUCCACCAGAGGGCAUAUGUGCGGAUGUAG